ACACAGCUGGAAGCAAAACGGCGAGACGUGCUCGAGAUGAAGACGCUCUUCAUCCUAUUCGCUAUCCUAGGGAUAACAGCAGCAAAGGCUGUUCCCGUUCACCGUGUGAAUACACACACUCGCGACCUGCAAGAUGACCUCAACGACUUCCUCGCCCUCAUUCCCAUCGACGAAAUUGUGAACAUUGUGCUUAACCACUUGGCCAAUGACCCUGAGGUGCAGGCUGUCGUUGAAUACGUGCUCUCUGAUGACUUCAAGAGCAUUGUCCUGGCCAUCGACGCUCUCCCAGAGUACAUUGAUUUCCUCAACUACCUGCAAGAGUCCGGCCUCGAUGUCUACAAAUACGUGAACAUUCUACACGACUUCCUGGGACUGCCCCAGCUUACUCCUCCAUCCAAGCUGAGACGCACCAGGAGCAUCCGUUCCAUGGUCGACGAGAUUCUCGCCAUCUUGCCACUGGACGAACUCCAGGCUCUGUUCUACGAGAAGCUGGAAACCAGCCCCGACUUCAAGGAGCUCUACGACAGGAUCAGGUCUCCCGAAUUCCAGUCGAUCGUGGAAACUCUGAACUCGUUGCCAGAGUACCAGGAGCUGCUCCAGAAACUGAGGGACGCCGGGAUCGACGUCGACGCUUUCAUUGAUCUGAUUCGCGGUCUCUUCGGCCUUCCAUCAAGCUCCAGCAACAAGAUUUGUUUCCAUGUAACUGCCAAGAAGGCCAACCGCAACCUCCAGGAUGACCUCAAUGACUUCCUCGCCCUCAUUCCCAUCGACGAAAUUGUGAAUAUUGUGCUUAACCACUUGGCCAACGACCCUGAGGUGCAGGCUGUCGCUGAAUACGUGGUCUCUGAUGACUUCAAGAGCAUUGUCCUGGCCAUCGACGCUCUCCCAGAGUACAUUGAUUUCCUCAACUACCUGCAAGAGUCCGGCCUCGAUGUCUACAAAUACGUGAACAUUCUACACGACUUCCUGGGACUGCCCCAGCUUACUCCUCCAUCCAAGCUGAGACGCACCAGGAGCAUCCGUUCCAUGGUCGACGAGAUUCUCGCCAUCUUGCCACUGGACGAACUCCAGGCUCUGUUCUACGAGAAGCUAGAAACCAGCCCCGACUUCAAGGAGCUCUACGACAGGAUCAGGUCUCCCGAAUUCCAGUCGAUCGUGGAAACUCUGAACUCGCUGCCAGAGUACCAGGAGCUGCUCCAGAAACUGAGGGACGCCGGGAUCGACGUCGACGCAUUCAUUGAUCUGAUUCGCGGUCUCUUCGGCCUUCCAUCAAGCUCCAGCAACAAGAUUCGUUUCCAUGUAACUGCCAAGAAGGCCAACCGCAACCUCCAGGAUGACCUCAACGACUUCCUCGCCCUCAUUCCCAUCGACGAAAUUGUGAACAUUGUGCUUAACCACUUGGCCAAUGACCCUGAGGUGCAGGCUGUCGUUGAAUACGUGCUCUCUGAUGACUUCAAGAGCAUUGUCCUGGCCAUCGACGCUCUCCCAGAGUACAUUGAUUUCCUCAACUACCUGCAAGAGUCCGGCCUCGAUGUCUACAAAUACGUGAACAUUCUACACGACUUCCUGGGACUGCCCCAGCUUACUCCUCCAUCCAAGCUGAGACGCACCAGGAGCAUCCGUUCCAUGGUCGACGAGAUUCUCGCCAUCUUGCCACUGGACGAACUCCAGGCUCUGUUCUACGAGAAGCUGGAAACCAGCCCCGACUUCAAGGAGCUCUACGACAGGAUCAGGUCUCCCGAAUUCCAGUCGAUCGUGGAAACUCUGAACUCGCUGCCAGAGUACCAGGAGCUGCUCCAGAAACUGAGGGACGCCGGGAUCGACGUCGACGCAUUCAUUGAUCUGAUUCGCGGUCUCUUCGGCCUUCCAUCAAGCUCCAGCAACAAGAUUCGUUUCCAUGUAACUGCCAAGAAGGCCAACCGCAACCUCCAGGAUGACCUCAACGACUUCCUCGCCCUCAUUCCCAUCGACGAAAUUGUGAACAUUGUGCUUAACCACUUGGCCAAUGACCCUGAGGUGCAGGCUGUCGUUGAAUACGUGCUCUCUGAUGACUUCAAGAGCAUUGUCCUGGCCAUCGACGCUCUCCCAGAGUACAUUGAUUUCCUCAACUACCUGCAAGAGUCCGGCCUCGAUGUCUACAAAUACGUGAACAUUCUACACGACUUCCUGGGACUGCCCCAGCUUACUCCUCCAUCCAAGCUGAGACGCACCAGGAGCAUCCGUUCCAUGGUCGACGAGAUUCUCGCCAUCUUGCCACUGGACGAACUCCAGGCUCUGUUCUACGAGAAGCUGGAAACCAGCCCCGACUUCAAGGAGCUCUACGACAGGAUCAGGUCUCCCGAAUUCCAGUCGAUCGUGGAAACUCUGAACUCGCUGCCAGAGUACCAGGAGCUGCUCCAGAAACUGAGGGACGCCGGGAUCGACGUCGACGCAUUCAUUGAUCUGAUUCGCGGUCUCUUCGGCCUUCCAUCAAGCUCCAGCAACAAGAUUCGUUUCCAUGUAACUGCCAAGAAGGCCAACCGCAACCUCCAGGAUGACCUCAACGACUUCCUCGCCCUCAUUCCCAUCGACGAAAUUGUGAACAUUGUGCUUAACCACUUGGCCAAUGACCCUGAGGUGCAGGCUGUCGUUGAAUACGUGCUCUCUGAUGACUUCAAGAGCAUUGUCCUGGCCAUCGACGCUCUCCCAGAGUACAUUGAUUUCCUCAACUACCUGCAAGAGUCCGGCCUCGAUGUCUACAAAUACGUGAACAUUCUACACGACUUCCUAGGACUGCCCCAGCUUACUCCUCCAUCCAAGCUGAGACACACCAGGAGCAUCCGUUCCAUGGUCGACGAGAUUCUCGCCAUCUUGCCACUGGACGAACUCCGGGCUCUGUUCGACGAGAAGCUGGAAACCAGCCCCGACUUCAAGGAGCUCUACGACAGGAUCAGGUCUCCCGAAUUCCAGUCGAUCGUGGAAACUCUGAACUCGCUGCCAGAGUACCAGGAGCUGCUCCAGAAACUGAGGGACGCUGGCAUCGACGUCGACGCAGUCAUUGACCUGAUCCGCGGUCUUUUCGGCCUGCCAACAAGCAGCAGCAACAAGAUUCGAUUCCACAUAACUGCCAAGAAGGCCAACCGCAACCUCCAGGAUGACCUCAAUGACUUCCUCGCCCUCAUCCCCGUCGACGAAAUUGUCGCUAUCGUGCUCGACCACUUGGCCAACGACCCUGAGGUGCAGGCUGCUGUUCAGUACAUACUCUCCGAUGACUUCAAGAGCAUUGUCCUGGCCAUCGACGCUCUCCCAGAAUACAUUGAUUUCCUCAACUACCUGCAAGAGUCCGGCCUCGAUGUCUACAAAUACGUGAACGCUCUACACGACUUCCUGGGACUGCCCCAGCUUACUCCUCCAUCCAAGCUGAGACACACCAGGAGCAUCCGUUCCAUGGUCGACGAGAUUCUCGCCAUCUUGCCACUGGAAGAACUCCGGGCUCUGUUCGAUGAGAAACUGGAAACCAGCCCCGACUUCAAGGAGCUGUACGACAGGAUCAGGUCUCCAGAAUUCCAGUCGAUCGUGGAAACUCUGAACUCGCUGCCAGAGUACCAGGAGCUGCUCCAGAAACUGAGGGACGCUGGCAUCGACGUCGACGCAGUCAUUGACCUGAUCCGCGGUCUUUUCGGCCUGCCAACAAGCAGCAGCAACAAGAUUCGAUUCCACAUAACUGCCAAGAAGGCCAACCGCAACCUCCAGGAUGACCUCAAUGACUUCCUCGCCCUCAUCCCCGUCGACGAAAUUGUCGCUAUCGUCACCGAUCACUUGGCCAACGACCCUGAGGUGCAGGCUGCUGUUCAGUACAUACUCUCCGAUGACUUCAAGAGCAUUGUCCUGGCCAUCGACGCUCUCCCAGAAUACAUUGAUUUCCUCAACUACCUGCAAGAGUCCGGCCUCGAUGUCUACAAAUACGUGAACGCUCUACACGACUUCCUGGGACUGCCCCAGCUUACUCCUCCAUCCAAGCUGAGACACACCAGGAGCAUCCGUUCCAUGGUCGACGAGAUUCUCGCCAUCUUGCCACUGGACGAACUCCAGGCUCUGUUCAACGAGAAGCUGGAAACCAGCCCCGACUUCAAGGAGCUCUACGACAGGAUCAGGUCUCCCGAAUUCCAGUCGAUCGUGGAAACUCUGAACUCGCUGCCAGAGUACCAGGAGCUGCUCCAGAAACUGAGGGACGCUGGCAUCGACGUCGACGCAGUCAUUGACCUGAUUCGCGGUCUUUUCGGCCUUCCUACGAAGAAAUUUUAAACGACAAUUUUAGCAGAUAAAUACAACGUGUUAUUGCCUGUGGUGUGCAUUAUGGGAAGACUGAAGUGUUGUUUUCGAACUAUGAGCACGUGAAUAAAUUAUUUUUCAGCGUAA
This is a messenger RNA of Schistocerca cancellata (South American locust), 4398 nucleotides long. RefSeq lists its product as uncharacterized. The transcript is spliced from 23 exons. The record is from RefSeq and is a predicted model, not a curated record. Gene Ontology annotation, molecular function: protein binding. NCBI's taxonomy places the organism in Eukaryota, Metazoa, Arthropoda, Insecta, Orthoptera, Acrididae. Bases 37 to 4284 code for a protein of 1415 amino acids.